This is a messenger RNA of Galleria mellonella (greater wax moth), 2136 nucleotides long. RefSeq names its product glutamate decarboxylase 1-like. Lineage: Eukaryota; Metazoa; Arthropoda; Insecta; Lepidoptera; Pyralidae. The record is from RefSeq and is a predicted model, not a curated record. Gene Ontology annotation, molecular function: pyridoxal phosphate binding; carboxy-lyase activity. Gene Ontology annotation, biological process: carboxylic acid metabolic process. Gene Ontology annotation, cellular component: cytoplasm. The coding region runs from base 285 to 1736 and encodes 483 amino acids. The transcript is spliced from 8 exons.
UUAAGUCGCUAAAGAAUAAUUAAUAUGGCAAAAUACAGAAACACUUUCAUAACGCCAUAAACGUUCAAAAUUAGCUAAAUAUGCGCAACGGUGUGUAGAAGUUUUAGAAAUCUGAAUAUACAAAUUACUUUUAAUGCUGACCGUACAAAAUAAACGAGACAUGAGCAAACAGUUCGAACAAAAUUGUUUGAACACCCGGAAAGUCAGUGUGGUGCGGUCAUUUGGCCUGAUAACACAUUAUUUCUUGGUCUCUAUGGUACGUGGGGUAACAAUAUCGUGUCGAUAUGGAUAAUGGGAAGAAUGGUUGUUCAUUUUUGGACAAGGUCCUGAAUAUUGUAAAGCAGGAAAGAGCUUCUAAUACGCCGUUAAUUCGAUUCAAGCAUCCUAAGGAUUUGGAGGCAAUUCUAGACUUAGAUGUAACGAUAGGAGUAGAUGACGAGAAAUUGGAACAAUGCGUUCGUGAGGUACUGAAGUACAGCGUGAAGACGGACAAAAGUAUCUUCAGGAACCAGCUGUACGGCGGUACAGAUCCAUACGGACUAUCUGGCGCGUGGAUAGCGGAAGCAUUUAAUACCAGCCAAUACACUUUCGAAGUGGCACCAGCGUUUACCCUUAUAGAGUUGAAGAUGUUACGUCAUAUACUCAAUUUGGUGGGUAUUCCUAAUGGAGAUGGCAUAUUUAGCCCUGGAGGCAGUCUGUCAAUGCUUUACGGCCUCGUAGCUGCCAGGUACAAAGCAUUCCCAGAGGUCAAAAUGAAAGGAAUGAGAGCUUUACCAGAAGUAGUGGUGUUUACUUCAGAAGAUAGCCACUACUCAAUAAAGAAAGCUGCUCACUGGCUCGGAUUUGGCACUGAAAGUGUGAAAGUGGUCAAAACUAAUGAAAAUGGUCAAAUGGUGGUUAAAGACCUUGAAGAAAUGAUUCUGAUGGAGAUAAACUCAGGCAGAUAUCCUUUAUUUGUGAAUGCUACCGCCGGGACGACUGUACUGGGAGCUAUAGACAAUCUGGAGAUCGUUGCAGACAUUUGCAAGAAGUACGCUGUUUGGAUGCAUGUUGAUGCUUGCUGGGGAGGAAGUCUAUUGUUGUCACAGAAGCAUCGCAGUAAAUUGAGAGGCAUUGAAAAAGCUGAUUCAAUAUCAUGGAAUCCUCACAAGAUGACGGGAGCGCCGCUUCAGUGUUCUGUGUUCUUGGUUCGUGAAAAGGGGUUGUUGCACGAAGCCAAUUCUGCUGCAGCACAGUAUUUGUUCCAGCAAGAUAAAUUUUAUGAUGUCUCGUAUGAUACAGGCGAUAAGAGUGUGCAAUGUGGAAGAAAAAUAGACGCCUUCAAAUUAUGGAUGAUGUGGAAAGCACGUGGGGAUUCGGGUCUUUGUCAACUGACUGACCACGUGAUGAAAACAGCAGAGUUUUGUAUGGAGACUGUUGCCAGAAGGCCAGGGUUUAGGCUGGUCUCCGAAGUGUUGCAGUGCCCUAACGUUUGUUUCUGGUAUAUUCCAAGGUUUAUGAGGGAGAAGGAUGAGAAUGAAAAUUGGUGGGCUUUAAUACAUAAGAUCACACCGAAAAUCAAAGAAUUGCUCACAAUGUCGUCUCAGCUGAUGGUGGCAUACUCGCCGCUUCGAAACCACAAGAAUUUCUUUCGGCUAGCCUUCACAUUUCACCCAAAACUUGAAGAAGCUCAUGUAUUAGAUAUGUUACUGGCCAUAGAAGAAUGUGGCGAAAAAGUUACUAUGGCCAUGUUGUAAUAGCAUUAAGACCGGGUUUACCUCUUCUGUAGUUAGACUUUAAAAUAUUUGUUUAUCUAUUUAUCACCGCGCCAUUUUUCUUAGUGUACGCAGAGGCCUCGUCUAUCUCUAAGUAAAUUAGGAAAAAUUGUAUAGGAUUUUUUCUACAAAAUUAGGAUUCCUCGUUGUGUAAUUCAGAGACUUUUUUAUGAGAUUAAUCUAAUUCUAAAUGUGUUCUAUCUAACGACCAAAAGUGUUUGUAAAGGAGCAUUUCUAAAUAUUGGUAAAGAAAGAACCUACACUCCCUGCGUAGGUACUUUUUAAUAUCCAUUUCGUAAACAAUUUCAAGAAUUACAACGCAAUUUCUGUCCUCAGAAACCAUAACAAAGAUAUUAAAAUGUUAACAUAUUAUUAAUAUGUA